AAGAUGCCCUGCUGUGAGCUGCUCUAUGGAGUGGUCUGUGUGGCAGCAACUGAAGAUAAUCUUCAACUGCCAGCCAGCAAAAAUCAGAGGUCCUCAGUCCAACAUCCCACAAGGAACCGAAUUCUGCCAACAACCAUGUGAGAUGAGACUGCAGUCCUGGUCAGAAAUGCGAUUGCAGCUUUCAGAAGAGACUCUGGAAUAGAGGACCCAACAAACGGAUGCCUGGACUCCUGACCCAAACCCACAGCAAUGGAAUCGGGACGUGCUCGCCCCUGAAGGUUAAAGCUGAUGUUUGCCCCUCCAGGAAACCUCUUUCCACCAAAGCAUCUCUCACCAUCAUCCCUGGCCUACGGAGGUUAUCUGCUUUUCAAGAAUGCCAACUCCUCUCUCACCAAUGUGUGUUUUUUCUGGAGCACAUCAAGGAUUGUGUGGCAUCUGACUUCUGCACCGGCCACUAUUGAGACUCACGUUUAGACAGCCAAGCAAGAAGUGUGAACCUCUUCAUAAUCUUGCUAUUCUUUUGGUAUGUAAGUCUUCUCUUCCCAGGUUUGGUUUUGAUUUCAGGACAUUCUAGAAUCUGACUCUAGUUAUGGAUCUGCAGAUCAUGAGCAGAGUAAGGGGUGGGCCAUGAGGACAUCCCCUUGCAAGGUGACCAUUCAGUGCGCUCCGUACAGGGUCUCUAAAUAAAACAGGACCAGCCUCAUGGGAGGAAGCGCCGUUCUCAUUUGAUUGGCCUACGAGGCUCUGUGUGUCCUGGGGUUUCAGAUUCUUGGGGUUAUCUAACACCUCCAAAAUAUUUCCACUCCAGUACUCAGGGGAAGAACCACCUUUCCCCAAUCAAUGCCUGAAAGUCAUAGCAGGACUGUGAAUUCAGUCGAUUUUGAGAUUCAUCAAUCUUCAGGCUCUGCCUCUGCCUCUAAUUUUCAGCUUCAUUAGCCUUGAAACUGCAUGACAUAAAAGAGCACUUGAAGGAAGUCACAGAAACUUUCUCACUCACUGACCAUGCUUCGAAGUGAGAAUUUAAAUCCCUGAAAAUGUCAUUUCUUCCCUUUAAACUUCGUCAUGCAGUUAGAUGGAACUGCUCACCUCGUGGCCUUUAUAAUCCCUGCUCUGCAGCCCCCAGGGCCUUGCUUUCAACAGGCACUUCAUUCUGUGUCACGAGAGGUGAUAACUUUGGUGUUCUGCCACUGGGUGACGUGGACAUCUAUGAACACAACUCAUGAUAUAAUCAAAAUGUGAUUUUAUAUUUGUUUCUCACCAACUCUUUAAACUUUAUUCAGGGGUUAGAGAAAGAGAACAUGGCCUUCCUCUAGCGCUGAAGGAAACUUCUGACGGCUUCUAUGGCUUCUCUUCCCUGCUAACCCUCACCUCUACCCACUAACUGUCAUUUUCUUUCUCUUCCAGGGUUGAAGGUAGGGUAGAGAUGAGAGGAAAAAGGGGUAAGUGAGUCACUACUUGAUCUGGUGGCUUCGUGCUCUCUGGGGCUUCAGAUGAGUAAAGCUGGUAACCCCCAGGGGGCCUGGACGAUGGCUCAAGCUGAUUCUUUCUCUUCUGCCCCUUGAAUAGGAAUGUUGGAGAGGCUCCCUGCAGGCCCCCUCUCCUGCAGUUCCCUUGACUCAAGUGGAUGUAUCUCUAUUCCAACUCAUCUCUUUCAACUCCUUCCUCAGCCUCUGGAUAUCCAGUUGAACACGCUCAGCUGCUUACUGCGGAGGUCCGUCUCAGAGGACCUGGUAGACAGGACCCAAACUUUGUCUUGUGUUACCCCCAUAUGGUCUUAGGAAGUCUCCUUCGUCCUUUGCCUCAGUAGACUCCAGGAGUGCCCACCGAUCCCAGUACAGAAGCCGUGCUUGUUCUUCCAUCUCCAAAGCAUGUAGCCCGCUCUGUAAUGGAGGCAAACAUUCUGAAUUUUCUUGGUGGAGUUGGACUUCAGUUCGCAGCGCGCUCUCAGUUUCUUGCUCUUUAGUCAGGCCAGCCCAGUCUUCUGUGUCUUCCAACUGCAAGGCACACGUUUCCGAGCUCUCCCAGUAGACAACUAAAAACCUUCUCACUAGGCUUAGGGUUGGGAGAUAGAGCCUCUGCCUCUCAUCCUAAGGGGAGAGGGCCCACAGCAGAGCAAAAGCCUCUUCAAAACAAUCUCCUCAACCAUCUUCUACUAAAUCUUCCCACUGACCCCUUUCGUAUCUUUGAUUUCAUCGAGAGCACUGGGAGAUGUGGACAAGGGUCUCCUUCACUUCUGUUCUAAA
Cercocebus atys (sooty mangabey) is the source of this 2243-nucleotide messenger RNA. RefSeq lists its product as uncharacterized. The record is from RefSeq and is a predicted model, not a curated record. Bases 219 to 461 code for a protein of 80 amino acids. Lineage: Eukaryota; Metazoa; Chordata; Mammalia; Primates; Cercopithecidae. The transcript is spliced from 3 exons.